AUGGGCGUGUUCGUCUCGAUCGACUCCACGGAAGGUGGGCAAACGCAGGGAUUCGACUUCGAGCAGUACGUCAAGGAUGCAGAGGCGUCGUCUCGCACCAAAUCCGGAUUUUACGAGUCCACCGGCAUCGAAGUCGACAAGGCGCACGUCAACGACGAUCUAGUCGAUCUCAGUGCGCUGGGGAUUCCUUUUAACUCCCCGACAAGUCUCAGGAGUCCGCAGGAAAUGUCCUCGCAGCCUUCGCCGCUCUCUCAAUCCUCGCAGCAGCAGGUCUCAUCGCCUUCGCAGUCCUUACACUCCUCGCAGCCGAUGAAUCACGACAUUCUGAAGGAUUUCUAUCUCCCCGAGGAGGAGGAAGAAGAAGAAGAAGAGGAAGUGGUAGUCCCGGAAGGAUUCAUUAAGCCUGGCGUGGUGCGCAGAAGUCGCCAGUUGCGUCUGGAAAAGGGAAUCGGAGUGCGUCGUGUUCCUUCGUUCCGGAAACGCGUGGUGCUGCUUCCUCCACUGCCAAUCUCAAGACAGCAAGAUCGAACGAGGGAUGCCAACAAGGAGAAGCAGGUUCGGUUCUUCACGAAUGUGAUUUGCCAUGAAUACCAGAGCUAUUAGUUGAUUUUUCAUCAUUGCUUUUGUGU
Molecule: messenger RNA, 629 nt
Organism: Blastocystis hominis
Lineage: Eukaryota; Bigyra; Opalinata; Blastocystidae
Exons: 2
Coding region: 1-603 (200 amino acids)
Source: RefSeq, a predicted model, not a curated record